This is a messenger RNA of Aspergillus chevalieri, 750 nucleotides long. RefSeq names its product PEX11 domain protein. The record is from RefSeq and is a predicted model, not a curated record. Gene Ontology annotation, cellular component: peroxisomal membrane. NCBI's taxonomy places the organism in Eukaryota, Fungi, Ascomycota, Eurotiomycetes, Eurotiales, Aspergillaceae. Gene Ontology annotation, biological process: peroxisome fission; regulation of peroxisome size. Bases 1 to 750 code for a protein of 249 amino acids. The transcript has 3 exons.
AUGCCCCAGGUCAAACGUGCACCGCAGCCCAAACAAGUCCAGGCCCAAAAACAGCAAAAACAACCCCUCCUCAAACAAUUCACCACCUUCACCAGAACAACACCUGGCUUCGAACGUUCCCUCCGUCUAAUCCAGGCGCUCUCCCAAAUCGCAUCAGACCUCUCUACCCACAAUGCCGUAACAGCCACGCGGUGGGAGACAGCCAAGUCGCAAAUAGCACUGACACGCCGCUACUUCCGCUUCCUCAACUUCAUCGACUUGUUCGAUCGGGUGUACACCCUCCUCGUGCACGGCGGCGACGGCGACAAUGCCGGUGCAGUGAGUACUAUGCUUGACCUCGGGAAAUCAAGUGCGUUGGGUGUUUAUGUGCUACUUGAGGAUUUGACUAUCCUCCACGCAAUGGAAAUAUACCCCCAAACACCCUGGUCCAUUGAUAUCCAAACGCAAGCCUAUAAAUUCUGGUUCUGGGGUCUUGCGCUGUCUAUUAUUGGGGCUAUGUGGUCGUUACUUUUCAGCAGCGGCAGUUCUCAAUCAAAGGAGAAUGAGAAUGAGAAUGAGGAAGGGAAGGGUGAUACAAGCGGGAGCAAGACGUUUGUGAAGCGGGUUAUCGUGGAUGGAUGUGACUUGAUGAUUCCUGGGUCGUCGUUGGGGUGGAUUAGUAUGGGGAGUGACAUGGUGGGGAUGCUGAUGGUGUUGAGUACGGUUGUUUCUGUGGGGGAUAUUUGGAGACGGGCGAAUGGUUUGAACUAA